This is a messenger RNA of Guillardia theta CCMP2712, 741 nucleotides long. RefSeq lists its product as hypothetical. NCBI's taxonomy places the organism in Eukaryota, Cryptophyceae, Pyrenomonadales, Geminigeraceae. Bases 84 to 593 code for a protein of 169 amino acids. The transcript has 5 exons. The record is from RefSeq and is a predicted model, not a curated record. Gene Ontology annotation, molecular function: protein binding.
GAAGAGGAGAAGGAGGGAGAUAGUUUCCAGCUGAGGGAAGGACCAGGAGUGCCUAGAAGAGCUCAGCCGUUGAAGUGACCGACAUGAAGCAGCUGUCUAUCGUCCUCGUCCUCGGAUGGCUCUUGGCAUGCCCUCAUGCGACAGCUUCUGUCGAGUUGGAUGGGCAUGCAUUCCUCGACGCGGUCGCCAGGGGUGAGGAGCAGGCUGUGAAUGAGAUGCUCUCAUCUGGCAUCAACCCCGACCAAGUCUUGACACCCUCUGGAGAGACCGCAGUGCACCUGGCAGCCCUGUCAGGAAACCUCAAUAUCCUCCAUGCACUCCUGCAGGCAGGAGCGAAUGUGAACGUCAUCACUACUGGAAGCGACGGAUUGCUUCCGAUUGAAAAGCGCACACCCUUGAUGUGGUUUGCGUCGUCGUGCCAAGUUGACGGAGUCCAGGCGCUUGUCGAUGCUGGUGCAAGAGCUGAUAUUGAGAACGAGAAUGGACAGACGGUGCUUGCUUUGAUCCAGAAUCAUGUAGGAGAUGAAUGCGCGAAAGUGAGGAAAAUUCUUCAGGAGCUCGAAAAAAAGGCAGGGAGUACAAUGAAGCAAUGAAAUCUGACACCUAGCAAACAUUGAACAUACCUGAUGAGAAACUUUGUGUUAUGUGUUUAUGCAGCAAUUUCGUUACCUUUGCUGGCAUUCGGACUGAAAGCGUGAGAUGUUUUGGGGAUGAUUUUUACAGUGUGAUUGCGAAUGCCAG